AUGGCUAACCACAAUCGACAUUCCCUUUCGCGGAGUUUGCAGUGCAGCGGCCGACCAGCCCCUUGUACAUCGUGCAGAAACACAAAUGCCGAAUGCGUUUUCGAUGAGACCUUGGACUUGAGGCGCAAGGUUGCCGCUAAACGAAACAUCGAAGAAUUAGCCUAUUAUCGAAGUUUGCUUUACGCACUGCUCGACUCGCUUCGCUCUCCAGAAGAAACUGAGGUCAGCAACGUCUUGAAAGUGAUACGCGGCUGCCCGUCUCUGAAUAAUAUUGCUGCCGCCGUCGGGGGGCCAACCAUAGACACAAGUGAUGCCGCUCCCGAAGAUACCAAAGGCAGUGUGGAAGAACUUAGCUCGCUGGCUGGCACAGAGGAAUCUAUACACUUGGACUUUCACUCCCGAAUAACGUUGGAGAAGCUUUGUGACAUUCCUCUGGUCCAAGUACCAGCUAAGCCUUGGACCACGGUUACAGACGCCAAUCAACUUGUGUCGCACUUGGUCUCCUUAUACUUUACAUGGGACCAUCCGCUGCUUCAAAUCGUGGAUCAGAAGCUGUUCCUGCAGCAUAUGAAAGCAGGAGUAGCAGACUCGGAAUUUUGCACACCAUUGCUUGCAAACAGUAUGUUGGCAAUGGCAAGUGCGUACUCUGAUUUCCCGGACGUGUUCGCAGUCCCUAGAGAAAUUGCUUCACGUGGUCAGCAUUUCUAUCGCGAGGCGGAUAGGCUCUGGAGGGCUGAAGAAGGCCGAGCUUCGUUGGCAAAUAUCCAGGCAGUAGCCCUGAUGAGCUAUGUAUUGAGAAGCCAGGGAAAAGGCCAAUCGGGCUGGCUCAUGCUAAGGCAGGCCGUGCAGCUUGCACAAGAUUUUGGGCUUUUUCAUAGAUCAAGAGCAUUACUUGAGCAUGGGGUGACUACCGAUCAGCAGCAUGUCGCUGCAAUCACCGCCUGGGGAUUGUUUAUCAUGAAUUCGCUGGUGUCCAUGGAUUUGCAUAGAGUCGCCGAUCUGAAGCUUCCCAUCGCCGAGCUACACAUCAAGGAGGAUUCCACUGGUAAUAUCAUGUGGAGUCCGUAUCCUCUCACAAACAGGCUCGACUGCAACAGGAGACCAGCUCUUCUUCAAUAUGCUAUGAUGAAGCUAGCGGACCUGACGGUCAUGGGCGUUGAGAUUCAAGAAAUUCUGUUUGACAAAGCGUUCGAAAUGACCGUGGAUGAAUUGUGGGCAGCGGCGAAUCGACGUCUUUCGCAUCUAGAGAAAUGGCUCGUUGUUCUAAUGGGCGAAUGUGAAGACGAUGGUCAGCUUAUGCCACACAUAUUGUUUCUGCAGUAA
Aspergillus clavatus NRRL 1 is the source of this 1323-nucleotide messenger RNA. Its product is annotated as fungal specific transcription factor domain-containing protein. Gene Ontology annotation, biological process: DNA-templated transcription. The coding region runs from base 1 to 1323 and encodes 440 amino acids. Gene Ontology annotation, molecular function: zinc ion binding; DNA binding. Lineage: Eukaryota; Fungi; Ascomycota; Eurotiomycetes; Eurotiales; Aspergillaceae. The transcript is spliced from 4 exons. The record is from RefSeq and is a predicted model, not a curated record.